Oncorhynchus keta (chum salmon) is the source of this 710-nucleotide messenger RNA. RefSeq names its product tax1-binding protein 1 homolog A-like. The transcript has 2 exons. The record is from RefSeq and is a predicted model, not a curated record. Lineage: Eukaryota; Metazoa; Chordata; Actinopteri; Salmoniformes; Salmonidae. The coding region runs from base 61 to 351 and encodes 96 amino acids.
CAGGAUCUCCAGACGAGUGCUGGUGCUGGUAGGAAGACGGAGGCUGUAGUGUCAGAGGAGAUGAGAAUUCAGUCUGUGUUCCUGCAGUAUCCCCUGCCCUACCCCCAGGAUGCCCCCACUCCACUGCUGGUCCCCAGAGCCCCACACAGCUGCACUUUGGGAACUCCCCCUCCACCUCAGACGCAAGAGACGGAGCGGACGGGGAGUUCUCUGAUGACCUGCUGCCCCGCCUUCCUCCUGUGGGCCCCCCCUCCUGGGAUAGUAACGUGGUCUGCAUCCAGCCAGCACGCAACCUCAGCCGGCCCGACGGCCUGGAGGACCCAGAGGAGCAGCAGAACAACAACAACGUGAGUCAGCUAGUCUGAGGACAACAAUGGUAGUUAGCUCGUCUGAGAAUAACAACGGUAGUUAGCUAGUCUGAGAACAACAGCGGUAGUCAGCUAGUCUGAGAACAACAGCGGUAGUCAGCUAGUCUGAGAACAACAGCGGUAGUUAGCUAGUCUGAGAAUAACAACGGUAGUUAGCUAGUCUGAGGACAACAACUGUAGUCAGCUAGUCUGAGAACAACAACGGUAGUUAGCUAGUCUGAGGACGACAACUGUAGUCAGCUAGUCUGAGGACAACAACGGUAGUUAGCUCGUCUGAGAAUAACAACGGUAGUUAGCUAGUCUGAGAACAACAACGGUAGUCAGCUAGUCUGAGAACAACGG